This is a messenger RNA of Mizuhopecten yessoensis (Yesso scallop), 3982 nucleotides long. Its product is annotated as CST complex subunit CTC1-like. Lineage: Eukaryota; Metazoa; Mollusca; Bivalvia; Pectinida; Pectinidae. The transcript is spliced from 25 exons. Gene Ontology annotation, biological process: positive regulation of DNA replication; telomere maintenance via telomere lengthening. The record is from RefSeq and is a predicted model, not a curated record. Bases 156 to 3824 code for a protein of 1222 amino acids. Gene Ontology annotation, molecular function: telomeric repeat DNA binding; single-stranded DNA binding. Gene Ontology annotation, cellular component: CST complex.
GAUUACAAACCGAAAACGUAAACAACAACAGGGAUGGUCGAAUGAGAAGGCGUGCUACGUUUAAUUAUCCAUAACUGAAGUUUUGGGAUAUACAGAAGGUUUGACAGUUUACAACAAGAUCCCAACAUGUGACUGUCUGUGAUGAAGAAGGGUGUAUGGAUAAAGAUAUAACAGACUUUUUGGAAAAAUCUCAGUUGUAUGGCUUCAAAUCAACACAACACAGUCAUAUUCAAUGGCUUGAGAGUGUGUAUAGAGUGUGGAGGCCUGUGGCUGCGGAGGCUGGGGUCGCUGUAGAGGAUGUACUGGGUACAGUGGUGGAGGUCUGUCAGGAUGUGGAUACCCUGGUACAGUGUCUGGGGGUAGACUUGGCCUGGUGUAGGGGACAGGACAGGGCCUUCCAUAGCCAGCUCACAGCUCCACUCGCCACACCACCCACAGCUGGAGAUGGCCGAGUCUCGGAGGAGACAUUAAAAAACAAAAGGUGCAUUUUAGUUGGACGGUUGACAACAGCCUUACCAGAUCAGCCAGGAGAGCUAGUCAUAUCGGACUCAACAUCUUCUCUCCCUGUUGAGGUGAGACACUCUGACUGUGAUGAGUUGCUGGGAUUGUUAGAUCAGUGGGCAGUGUUCCCGUCCUGGAACCUCAUCAUUAUAAAGAGAGGUAAAUGUUACCUGGAGUUGUGUGCUAAGCCAGUAUUGAUGAGAUGUGCCUCAUAUCAACCUCUCCUGUCCAAACAACUCCCAGUCCUCUCUGUAAAAGCUGCAUCAACCCUGCUUCUCCACAAGGACACUAUAAAGCCAGGCUGUCUAGACAUGGUCACCACUAUUGAAGCUGUUGGGGAAAUCCACAGAGUGAAAACGGAUCUACUGUUUUGUAUUCGGCUCCCUCACACUGUUAACAUCAUUGUCAAGAAACCAGAGUUUCUAUACUGGCAGAAGUUUCUUAUACCUGGAAAUAAGAAAAUAUUCACCUCCAUGAGAGCUACAACACUAAAGAAGGUAAACUAUAGAAUCAGGGUACUCCUCAGUCCCACCUCACAGGGCUAUACCUGUGUGUCAACUCAGGAAUGGUUACAAGGACAUGAUGGUGAUACAGAUGUACUAGACAGGAUCACAUCUGAGGAGACGGAUGAUGAAGAGGAGGAAGAUUUGGAUAUGGCAUCUUAUCAGGGAAUCGUGACCUCAGAUGAUCUAGCCCCUUUCGGGAUAUAUGAACUUGAUGCGAAAGUUGGGCUGUGUGUGAGCUGUGUACCAGCUGUCCACAAGUACCAGUUCCUCAGGGUCGGGUCAAAAGUUAUCAUUUACAAUGCUCACUUCAGCCGUUCAAAACAGUUUCCACACACAAGAGUUAUGUGUUGCACAAGCAGUUGUGUCAAAGUGCUGGAGUUCUCUGUUCUGGACAACAAACCUAAGAUGGUGAGCCUACCGCUGAUGUUACAACAGACCUUGAAGAAGUGUUGUGUCACACUAGGAUUGCUGGAUACAUUCAUCAGCAUUGCCUACUCCCUCCACAAGAAAUUUGCCAGAAGUUUUUAUAAUGAACUGUCCAGCAUACUAGAGACGACUUUUGGGCAUUGUUGUGUUACUAACCAGGCCAGGGUAGGGCGAGUGUACAUCCAGGAGUUCCUGUCCAGGACACACCAGUGUGGCUUACUGCUGGACGAGGAUGAAAGUAAGGCGUAUCUUGUUGUGCCAGAUAUGAGGAAGUUCUCACAGGAGAUUGGAUGUUUAGAGACAAUGGCAGACAACUUGUCAGCUGACUGCAGUGACACCUAUUGGAGCUACCAUCACCAACUCCAGGGACAGCCACACAAGAUUCUUGUUGGUGUCUUGGAUCUUUCAUCAAAGAAUGGAAGGGUUAAGCUGAGAGAUGAUACUGGAUCUAUUGACUGUGUCAUCACCAUGACAACGACCUGUGAACGUCAUGUCUGCACAGUAAUCUGUGGUUGCUCUGACCUUGAACCUGCUUCUAACUUCACGUGCCCAUUUCUGCACCCAUGCUGUGUAGGUGCUGUUGUAGCGGUCACCGAAUUCACUGUGAUCCGUGAACAAUUUACAAGUUUGAACUCCUCAUUGAAUAAUUUGAAAAUGACAGAUUCUGACCCUAGUCCUUGUGAUACAUGUUAUGUUAUGUUUUCUAUGUUGAAUGUUGUACUGAUAUAUAGACCUACAGUACUUAGGACUCAUGAGGAACAGGUUCCUCACAAGAAGGGUAAAGUAGAUCAAGAUUACACUGGACUGCCCACUGAUACAGACAAGGGCAGACAACUGGUGUUGAUAAACCACAAGGAAACUUUGGUACUGGAUCGAAGAGUUCACAGUGAUUCACGUUUCAGGAUGGCAGUAGAAGGUCACUUCCUACAACAGACAGACGAGGAUUCCUUGGUCUGGAAUGUCAUACGGACACUGAAACAUCCCCAGGAGCAACCUUCCCAUCAACAGGACCUUCAGAAAGGUCAUCCGGACAGUGAUAAAAACCAAUCUGUUCUUAAGUCAAAAUCUGAAAACGUUCUCUCACCAGCUGUGAUAUUUUUGUUUCAAAACGAUGCAGUACGAUGGUGUCAUUCUAUUGUACCAGGAGGAAUAUACAGAGUUAUGUGUCCUACUGAGAAGCUCUGCCCACCAGGGGCAGGUUCAUGGCAGCUGAAAAAGGCAGUGGCUAAGGCGGGUGGCAGAAGUGUUCACGAAAUGCCAUCAAAUGCUCAACUUUUGAGGGUGUUCCCAAACAAGACUCAUUCUGCAGCUGGCCGUGGUUCUGAAGGGAACCUGUCAAUCAAGGAGAUCCUGACAGAAAGUUGUGGUGCCACACUGGUCAGUUUUGAGGGACUCCUAGUAAGACGAUGUCCUGUCGAGUCGGACAACCAUCUUACAUCUACAAAGAGACCACUGUCUGCUGAUCAUCAUUUAAAUACACAGCUAGGUGUUGGUUGCCCUGACGGUUGUGGGGUGAAGGUCGUUGUGAGAUGUCGGGAGUCAGGGGAUGAAAUGGACGUGUACUUUAACCUUGACUCCUUUGUGUACCCUCUGGGUUUAAUCCCCGGGGUGGGGGUAUGGUUGGAGCGGCUGGAAAGAAAGGUGUCGCGGAGGAACAACGUCUACUGUCAGUUUAUAGCUGUGUCCUGUCUUCAUGUUCAGUACCACACAGAUAUGGACAGUGACGCACCUUCUCCAGACCACAACCUAGGAACAGUUCCUACUCACCUUGUGUACUUGGCUGAUCUAUGGAGAAAUAAGAUCCAAGGGUCACCCUUUCCUGUCUGUUGUCAUGUACAGAGGUUCCUCAAACUGUCCCUAAAGUGGGUGUGUCACCACUGUGGGGCAGUCUGUGUCAGUGAGGCCUGUAGUAACCCUGGCUGUCGGGCAGAUCAUGGUACAAGGUUUCUAGCAAGAGCUAGUGUUAUUAUUGAGGAUGGGACAAGUGCUGCUAUAGUAACCGUCAGGGAUGCUGCCAUACAGAAGUUGCUGCUGCUGUCAGACAGAGAAUGGUCGAGUGUACAGAGUGUGGUACAAACACAAGGAGAAAUAUUUCUCCAAAAGACACGUCCGGAGUUUGGUAGUCCAGUGGAGAUGUUUCUUUAUCAAUUAUGCGAGAGCUCGCUCGUCAAGAAGAACUGGGAGAUGUGGCUAAGGACCCGGACUGGGGCGUCCUCUGACUGGUCAUCUGGUGGGAAUCUAGAUAAUUUGACCUUAGAGGAGUUCAGUUUGAAGACUGUGGACACUGGCCUGGCGACCAUGGAAACAAGAUGUAUGCCCUUCCUACAGCUGGACUGUGUGGAGGUCAGAACUAUAGACUACAGGAAGUGGACUCUACUGUGUCUAAAGUAACCAUGGAAACAUUAUCAGGAUGGUCACUUCAGGACUAUAGCUUACAGGAAGUGGACUUAACUUUGUCUUAAGUAACCAUGGAAACAUUAUCAGGAUGGUCACGUCAGGACUAUAGCUUACAGGAAGUGGACUUCACUUUGCCUUAAGUAACCAUGGAA